AUGAAUGUCACCAAUCCUCCCACGGGCCAAAGCCCCAUCGAGCCUUUCAAGGUCGACUUGUCAAAGAAUAUGCCGAGAAUGCUCGAGUUGGUGAAGAAUACCAAGUUGCCUGAUAAAUCUGCCUACUCUAGUCUUGGAUCAUCGGCCGGUAUUGACUUGGAUGUCCUGAAGGAACUACAGAGAGAAUGGGUAGCGGAUUUUGACUGGAAAACAGAGGAAGAAGACAUAAACAGUUAUAACCACUUCACCACAACCAUCGAGGACUUGAAGAUUCACUUCAUCCAUGAACGCUCUGGGGAACCUGAUGCAAUUCCGCUUGUCCUCUUACAUGGCUGGCCAGGCUCUUUCCUGGAGGUUCUGCCUGUCAUCAAACCUCUGACUCAAAAGGCGAAAACCUCGGCGGGCAGAGACGUCUCGUUUGAUAUCGUCGUCCCCUCACUUCCAGGUUUUGCUUUCUCCCAAGCCCCGCCAGCAAAUUGGACUGUUGUCGACACGGCUCGCAUUUUUCAUUCCCUCAUGACUGAAGUUUUGGGCUAUCGAACUUUCGCUGUCAAUGGUACCGAUUGGGGCUCCGGAAUCGCUUAUGCCUUGUAUGAGCAAUACCCCGCCGCUACUCGGGGUGUGCACUUUUCCAUGAUUCCUUUCAUGCCCUUGCUGAAGGAUCAGCUCACAGCUCGCGAUAUUACCCUUACUCCAGAAGAACAAUUCCAGGAGAGGAGGUUCGCAGGUUGGAACAUGACUGGUAAUGCCUACUUCAUGGUGCAGGUCACAAAGCCAACUACAAUCGGACUCGCCUUACAGGAUAACCCAGUUGGCCAGUUGGCAUGGAUUGCGCAGCAAAUCAUCGACUGGUCAGAUCCCCGGGCUGGAACUGGUCCGUCUGCUCUAACUCACCGAGAAAUCCUUCGAUUUACGUCACUCUACUUCCUUACUGAAACAUUUCUCUCGUCUGUCUUUAUUUACUCAUCAAAUCCCAAUGGGUUUAGACCAGAGUACACCAAGGCUCCCACUGAUGCCCCGAUGCUUUACAGUAAUUUCAAGUACAACAACGCUUUCUUUCCCCGAGCCUUAGUGGAAAAGGUUGGAAACCUGGUGUAUUGGAAGGAUCACGAUUUUGGCGGCCAUUUCCCAGGGGUUGACAACCCAUCAGCCCUCACUUCUGACCUUAGAGAGCUUGCGAACUAUUGGGUGUCAUAG
Messenger RNA from Fusarium falciforme, 1197 nucleotides. RefSeq names its product EHN domain-containing protein. The transcript has 5 exons. Lineage: Eukaryota; Fungi; Ascomycota; Sordariomycetes; Hypocreales; Nectriaceae. The record is from RefSeq and is a predicted model, not a curated record. Gene Ontology annotation, biological process: epoxide metabolic process. The coding region runs from base 1 to 1197 and encodes 398 amino acids. Gene Ontology annotation, molecular function: epoxide hydrolase activity.